Messenger RNA from Corylus avellana, 1105 nucleotides. It is a transcript of the gene HSA32, whose product is annotated as Aldolase-type TIM barrel family protein. The record is from RefSeq and is a predicted model, not a curated record. Lineage: Eukaryota; Viridiplantae; Streptophyta; Magnoliopsida; Fagales; Betulaceae.
GAAACCAUUUCUCGAAGGAGCUGGAACACUUCCAGUGACAUCCCGAGAAACUUUAAGUUGAAUCAACGGGAAUCGCAUUUCCAUUUCCAUUUCUUUCCCUUGGUCUCUCACUUUGGCUCGAUAAUGUCGGCGUACCUAUGGAAGAGCUUCGACGAGGACGAGGACCGCCCGGAGAAACCUCGCCGCUAUGGAGUCACGGAGAUGAGAGGCCCCCAUUUCACCCUCUUAAGCCAAAACGUUAUUCAGGAUAUUUUUGAGUCCAUGGGACAAUUUGUUGAUGGAUUAAAGUUCUCUGGAGGUUCUCAUAGCCUGAUGCCAAAGGCUUUCAUUAAAGAAGUGAUUAACAUAGCUCACCAACAUGAUGUAUAUGUUAGCACAGGUGACUGGGCUGAACACUUGGUUCACAAAGGUCCAUCGGUCUUCAAAGAGUAUGUGGAGGAGUGCAAGCAAUUGGGGUUUGAUACUAUUGAGCUGAAUGUGGGAUCACUCGAGGUUCCUGAAGAGACUCUUCUAAGAUUUGUGCGCUUGAUUAAGAGUGGUGGUCUCAAAGCCAAGCCUCAAUUUGCAGUGAAGGUUAACAAGUCUGACAUUCCUGUUGGUGGUGAUAGAGCAUUUGGAGCUUAUAUUGUCCCAAGGCCUCGAUCAUCUGAAUUUGUUGAAGAUGUGGAUCUUUUGAUCAGACGGGCUGAGAGAUGCUUAGAAGCUGGAGCAGACACUAUAAUGAUUGAUGCUGAUGAUGUCUGCAAGCAUGCUGAUUCUGUACGGUCAGACAUAAUUGCUAAGGUCAUUGGGCGUCUUGGUCUUGAGAAGAUCAUGUUUGAAGCAUCAAAUCCCAGAGCCUCUGAGUGGUUUAUUAAACAGUAUGGUCCCAGGGUGAACCUCUUUGUGGAUCACUCUCAAGUGAUGGAUCUGGAAUGUCUCCGGGGACGCAACCUGGGUAAAAAUCAUGCAUCUGUCCUUGGAUCCUCAUCUUUUCUGUUCUGAACUGGAGGUACAUUACAGAGAUAUAUAUUACUUGUACGAACUGGUUACAUUGCAUAUGACUUAUGCGAGCUGUAAUGGAUAUCUUCUAAAUAAAACUUACUCAAGUUUGUAUGUGUGUUCA